ACUCCCUGCCUGCCUCUUUGUCAGCGCUGGUCAUCUGUUGUUGUCUUGGACACCACUGCACAGGUAAGAGAUCCCAUGACCCCAAGUGACCCUGUCCCACCCUCGCUCACUCCUCCAUCUCUAGGCCACCAUAGAAGCCAUGGGUCCAUCCUCUAUAAACAGGGGACAGAGUUUACUGUCCUGCCUCCACCCCCUCAGGCCGAGGAGUCUAUACCUCACAUCCCUGUUUCUCAAAGGCCUGGAGCACAGAUCCCAACAUCAUCUGACCCAUGGUCCAAGGAUCCCAUGGCCUUUCCCCUGUAACCCUCAGCCCUUCACUCUGUAGGACUCAGAGCCCAGUAGCUUCCUUUCGGGGCCUUGGAGUCUUCCUCGAAGACUUCCUCUAACUCAGCUUGGGUCCCGGCAUCUUGGGUCCUGAUGUCUUAAGAGUCCUGGGAGGAGAAGGUCACCCCAUGUCCCCUUGGCCAUCUGAUACCUUCUGAAGGUAGAAUCUAAUAUUUGUGGGGCCAUGGUAUCAUUGUGUCCCAAGUUUUCAGGGACCCCACUGGGAAAUGCACUACCACUCUCGAAUCCCUGAACUCCCGUAACCUUAGUGACCACAGUUAUCAGCCCACACCAGGGACUUGCAAUUGGGUUUUGCUGGAGUCCCUGGACAGACCUGGUCCUUCUGGAAGCCAGGGAGUGUGGCCCCUGGGAGUGUGUGUGACUCCAGCAUGCUUUGGCUUUAACCUUUUCCUACCUACUCCUUCCACAGCUAUAGAGUUCUCUGAGCCAUGCAGCCCUUCCGCCCCAUCUUCCUACUCUUCCUCCUUGGUUGUUUGGGUGCCAAUGCGGCUCCCUCAGCCUCUCUGCCUGUGGGCUCCGACCCCCAGGGGACGGUCCAGCCCUCUAGGAUGCCCAUUGGUGCCCUAGAUAAUUCUCCUGGAGAUGGGCCCACCCUGGGACACCCUGCAACAGUUCUUCCUGAGCCCUCCAAGUCACCCUCAGCUUCCCCUCAUAUUUCCAGGAAAAACUUAAGUGAGACCCCCAGCCCCAGCCUCUCAGAUUCUCCAGAGACCCUCAUGCCUGUCCAGCUCACAACCUCAGGCACAGAAUCCCAGGAUGCCUCACAAACAAACCCCUCCAAAACAAUACUGCCAGAAUCUUCUGAGACCCCCAAACCUGACCUGACUGCAAUUUCCCAGUCUGGGUUUCUUGAAACCCAAAACCCUGAUCCCUUCACAGCCUCACCCCCAGAAUCUCCUGACGCUGAAUAUAUUGACCCUACACCAACAGCACACCAAGACUCCCCUGAGACCCCCAAAGGACAUACCCCCCAAAUCACUCCUGGCGAAGAGCCUAAGACACCAAGUCCUGGCCCCACCCAACUCCUCGGCUCAAAAUCCCUAGAGACCUAUGACCCUGGUACCCCCAGAACCCUAAAUUCUGCCUUACUGCCAACCACUCAUCCUGACCUGACUGGAACUCCCCAGCCAGCAUCUCUCAUCACCCACAAUUCCAAUACCACUGACACCCCCCAAACACAGUUCCCCACAGCCCUCAACCAAAAGGCAACAGAGACAGCUGUGAGCUCUGACUUGGAAAUCACCACUAGUCUUCCCGCCCAACCAGCAGCAACCUUCGGGGAGGAAACAACCACACCCAGUGAGCCAGGCUUGAGUCCCAGUCCAGCAGCCCCUGCAGCCACCCAAGCUGCCACUCCUGGCCUGUCCACCUCAGAUUUCCUAGGAACCAAAGAGCUUAACGUACCCCAGAACUCGGGCCCUAAUGGUCCAGAUACCCCUCCUCCCUCGGCACGGAUUGCAGGCCCCCCAGCUGCUAUAGACAACCCCAAUCAGGUAGCCCCUGGGAUGCCACAGGCCCCUCAGAGACACAGCCGAGGAGAGACAGUCAACACUAUCAUCGUGGUGGAACGGGUGAAGGAGACUGGGGUGACUCUGGUCAGCCGCCCACGAGGCUCCAUCAGUGGAGCCCUGUGCCUGUUCUUCGCGGGGACAGGGAUGCUAAUUGGCAUCUUCCUCCUGCUGUGGUGUCUGUACCGCCGAGCCGCCAGACACAGGUCCUUUGCCCACCACCGGCUCCAGGACAGUGGAGAUGAGCCAGCUUUGCACCUGGACGCCCCGAAGGACCCCGUGGACCUCUACUUCUAUGCCCCCGACGCGUGGGUGCCCUCGCACAUCGCCACGCAGCAGCCGCCUCCCACGCCCGCACUGCCGCCCAAGCUGCCCCCUCCGCCCCGCGGGCCGCAGCGCCUGGAAGCCCUGUCCCCGGCCGCGCUGUCUCCCAACUUUGUCUGA
This is a messenger RNA of Myodes glareolus (Bank vole), 2297 nucleotides long. The record is from RefSeq and is a predicted model, not a curated record. NCBI's taxonomy places the organism in Eukaryota, Metazoa, Chordata, Mammalia, Rodentia, Cricetidae.